AUGCAGACCAUCACCUUUCACUUUCAGGUUGCUCCUGCUGAGCUCGAAGAUCUUCUGCUUGCCCACCCUCUGAUCCGCGAUGCCGCCGUCAUCGGGGUGCCUAACAAGAAGACUGGCGAAUUGCCGAAAGCAUUUGUCGUACGAGCUUCGGAAGCGUUGACUGAAGAAGAUGUCAAGGCCUGGAUCAGCGAUAAGGUCUCCCCCUACAAGCAGCUCCGCGGCGGUGUUGAAUUCAUCAACGAAAUUCCAAAGUCAGCCGCCGGGAAGAUUCUACGACGUGAACUACGGGACCGAUGUAAAUCGAAAUUGUAA
This is a messenger RNA of Cooperia oncophora, 312 nucleotides long. The record is from the annotation of a GenBank genome assembly. NCBI's taxonomy places the organism in Eukaryota, Metazoa, Nematoda, Chromadorea, Rhabditida, Trichostrongylidae.